UUAGUAGCCUGUUAUGUUGUUGUUGAGAAAGUUGAGUCAGAAAAAGUUAGGCUGCGAGUCUGAGCCAAGAUGCACCACCUGUUCAUGACAUUCAGAGACAGCGUGCCAAAGCAAAGGCAACAGACAGCAGCGUGAUUCAUUUUUUUAAGGGAAUAAAUGUCGUCGUUUUUCUGCCUGGCAACUUUCAAAUGACUGACAGAAAACCGAUCCAACGGGCCGGCUGUGAAGUAAGCUGUGAUAAGGAAGACACUGAGCAGAGAAAUGUCGGUGACACGGAUCCAGGAGAGGAGGAGAAGUCCAUGUGUGCGACGGACGAUUCAAAAGGGAAGAUCCCGUCUCUGCAGGAGCUGGAGGAGGUUUUGCAUUCAGCUCCACGCUCCUGCAGACACGGAGAUGAGGUUUGGCCAAACCUGUAUUUGGGAGACAUGUUCAUGUCUCACGAUAAACUGGGGCUUUGGCAGCUGGGUGUCACUCAUGUGCUGAAUGCAGCACACGGGAAACUGUGCUGUAAAGGCAGCGACGAUUUUUAUGGAACCACCGUGAAAUACCGCGGCGUCCCCGCCAACGACCUGCCAACAUUCGAUAUUUCACCAUUUUUCUAUCCUGCUGCGGAGUUCAUUCACCAGGCUUUGACGUCAGGAGGAAAGGUGUUUGUGCACUGUGCUGUAGGUGUGAGUCGCUCGGCUGCGUUGGUCCUUGCGUAUCUGAUGAUUCAUCACAACCUCAGUCUUCUGUCAUCUGCACGCUGCGUGCUACAGAAACGCUGGAUUUUCCCAAACAGAGGCUUCCUGCGACAACUUAUAGCUCUGGACCGAGAACUGCAGGAUGCAAGGCGGAAUGAGCUGAAGACAGAGGAAAUGUUGGGAGGAGAGAGUGUGGAUGACAUGUAGCAAAGGGCCGAGGUUGGGAUCGAACCCACGGCUGCUGCAAUGAGGACUAUAGCCUCCGUACAUGGGGCGCGCAACAUAACUGCUAGGCUAUCAGCACCAAGCUAUGAAAUCUCAUAAAUACAUCAUGAAAACUUAUUCUUAUCUUAUUCUAAUGUUUCCCUUAUUAUACACUAAGUUUGUUUACAGUCUCAUUUCCAAUAAAUGUAAUAUCUUAUAAAUAAGCGAUAAGUGUCUUUGUACAUCAAC
This is a messenger RNA of Labrus mixtus (cuckoo wrasse), 1136 nucleotides long. RefSeq names its product dual specificity protein phosphatase 13A family protein. Gene Ontology annotation, molecular function: MAP kinase phosphatase activity; protein tyrosine/serine/threonine phosphatase activity. Gene Ontology annotation, cellular component: cytoplasm. NCBI's taxonomy places the organism in Eukaryota, Metazoa, Chordata, Actinopteri, Labriformes, Labridae. The record is from RefSeq and is a predicted model, not a curated record. The coding region runs from base 189 to 890 and encodes 233 amino acids. The transcript has 4 exons. Gene Ontology annotation, biological process: negative regulation of MAPK cascade; protein dephosphorylation.